UCGAAAAUGAUAAUCCACAUCUAGGCUGACACAAAACACAAACAAUAAAAAUCAAAUAGAAAAAAACACACUCACACACAAUUCAAUUGAAUUUUUGUUCUGAGCAUAGACCGCUUCAACGCGUAUCAACAUUUCAAAUGCGCCAUAAAAUUGUGUGAAGCGUUUUAGUUUUUUUCUUUAUUUCUUUUUCUUCGUUUCGACGACUGGCAAGAUUGUUCUUCAUCAAGAGACAGUCUGUGCCGAAAACGGGCUUCAAUCAGCCGAAAUUACACAGAGGGAGAAAGUAAAGGGGAAUUUCAUCAUCGAUACAAAUUUUGAUGUGGAAAAUGUUCGAAAGCGAUUUUUUCGAAUGUGGUGAUGAUGCGUGCGACGGUCCAGGACCACCACCAAAAUUCCAUUUACCACCGCCGCCACGGCCACCAUUUCUGCAAGAUUUAAAUGCAGUCCUUGGAACAACCAUCGAAUGCUCAGAGGAUGGACUUUAUGAUUUGGAUGUUUGUGCUGCCAUUCCGAAUUUCGAUGCCAAUUUUCGGAACAAUUCAAUGCUACAAACAUCGGCAAUAAUUGCCGUUUGUUCGAUUUGUGUGCUAUUAGUCAUUCUAUUUUCAUCACUGUUCCUGUGGAAACAUAAAAGAAAGAUGCCAAAUUUCUGGCCAUGCAAAUCGUUGCCGAAGCGAAACGGACACUUGGACACGAGCGGAGUUUCAACUGGUGGUCAUUCAGUAGCAUACGAAGAUCCUGAUGCACAUCUACACCAUCAUCCAUUGGUACGGCAUCACAAUAUGGAGAUGUUGCACCCGAAGACAAUUCAUUUUCCAAGUGGAUACCCAAUUUCACGUUCACCGCCAGUAUUUGUAUGUGCAUCGCCGGGACCAGAUCCAUACCGUUCACUGGAUAAUGUUUACGAAGAAUUAGGUCCACGUGAUUCGGAUAUUGAGAGUGAACCGCGUGUACAAUCGGAUGAUGACUUUGCUGAAGAUGAAUUGAGUUUGAAUGGAGGCGCCGCACAACCAUAUCACAUUUCUACAUCAAUUCAAGAUGGAGCAUUAGCAACGGCAAACACACCGAUUCCAAUGGCAACAUCCACCUCAACAUGUGCUGCCAUCUCGCAAACAAUUCCAUCAAUUUCAAGUUUAUACAACGAAUGUAUGAAUAGCAGUAGCGCAGUCAAUGGAAACCAUUGUGGCAGUGAUAAUAACAAUGGCGAAAAUAGUCAAAGCAAUCCAAACGAAAUGGAACGCAAUUCAAAUGAUCGACAUUCGUUGAUUUCAUCAUCGUCGUCAUCGGCAUCGACGGCACCGGUCAACGAUGGUGCAGCCGGUAAUAGUAAUAGUUCGUUUAGUAGUGGUCCAACACGAAUUGCUAGUCCUGAUAGUGGUUUAGCGUUACGCAAUCGAACAAAACGAAUGCGAAACGGUGGCGGUGUUGGUAGUGCGGGAAAAAUGACACCAUCACCGGCCAGCGAUUUGCCAAUUGGAAAUCGCAUGAACAAUGAAAAUGGUAGCCACGAUGAUACAUCAUCAGAAUCGAAUCAUUUGAUGAAUCAACAUCAGUACUAUAAUCAUCAUCAUCACCAUCAUCAUCAAAGCCAGAACCAUAAUUACAAUCAAUAUCGAAGUAACAAUAAUGUAGAAUUAAGUCAUAGUAAUUCAAAUAACAGUAGCAUAAGCAAUCAAUUGAAUAAUGUAAAUAAUAAUGUGAAUAGUCGAAAUGUUGGCAAUGCAAUGUCAAAUGGUAGCGGUCACAUGAAUGGCUCGAAUAGCAGUGACGUUGAGCGUCACAAUCAAAUCAAUAAACAAUUAACAUCGGCCAUCGAACAUCCAAUAAUACCGAAAUUCGGUGGUAAUCGAACAACCGUACCAACCAGCUAUCAAAGUCAAAUGGCACAAGAUCAAAUGAUUUCGACCAUUUUCCCUGGCCGUUUAAUCAAUAGCAAUUCGAAUUUAAAUAAUUAUAAUCGCAUCCAAAUGCAAAAUCAAUACUAUGCACCCAGCGAUAAUGUGGUUCGGUGUUCGGGCAAUGGUAACAGUCGAUCGCGUACAAAUCCACGUUCAUCGCGACACAGAAGCUCGGGUAAUACACUACCAUAUUCCUAUCAAAAUGACAACACAUAUAGCUAUGCGGAACCAGUAUUCCAUGAAGAUAUGGCAAGUGCGUGUGCACCACCACCAUUGCACGGUGGCUAUCGAACAAUUUCCACAUCGAAUCGUCGACCGUAUCAUCCAUCGUCAUACACGCCAAAUUAUCAAAAUUACGGCGAUCGCGAUCAACGUCAUUCGCGUAGUAGGAAUCAUAUUGGCAUACCGUCCACAUCCAGCGAAAUGGGACACAUUCAACCAAUUUACUCGCAUGACUCGAGUUUUGGUUCAGAUUCUGGUUACAGUCAAUACACACAAAAUAGCCGAGCCAAAAGUGACGGAAGCAAUUCCGCUCAUAGUGGCAGUAGUAAUGGUAACAAUGCAUCUUCGCUGUCAAAUAUGUUUUCAUGGGCACGAAAAGAUCGAAAUAAAAGCAACGGUAAACCGAUUCCACCGAUGCGAAAUUCCUAAACAAAAAAAUGUGAUGAUAUAUUUAUGAAUAAUAAGUUGAGCCAUUUAAAUGAUCAUUGAAAAUGACAUUGCAAUUCCAAAAUUUAUUAAAUAAAAUGAGAACAAAAAAAAAACACACACACAAACACACAUAAUAUCUUAAUUUAAAA
Messenger RNA from Contarinia nasturtii (swede midge), 2698 nucleotides. RefSeq lists its product as uncharacterized. The record is from RefSeq and is a predicted model, not a curated record. The transcript is spliced from 4 exons. Bases 318 to 2549 code for a protein of 743 amino acids. Lineage: Eukaryota; Metazoa; Arthropoda; Insecta; Diptera; Cecidomyiidae.